GCUUUAUAUUUUUUCAGUGCAUGAGUGUUUGACAGUCAAAAAGUUUGUUUGUAAACAUUGCAGUUUGAAAUUCUUAUUAAACUUCAUUUAAAUUUGAAUAUUUUUUAGUUUAAUAUAAAAACUUUUCAAAGUAGAGAUUAUUGGAACCGAACAUAAUUUCAUCGAGCACCUAAUGUUGACACAUCAGCACUUUGACGUUCAAUUACAGCUUCUAAAAAGAGUUUUCAACUGAAAUCAAGUAAUAAACAGCUCCAUAGGCCGUGAUUAAACAAGUUUCCAUCAAAAGUUUUGCAAAAACAUUUUGUAGUGAGAAACGGCAAAUGAGAUGAAAAUAGGAUCGAAUUGUUAACAUGCCAAAAGAAGAAUAAAUCAAAGGACAACUCAAUAAGUGCAUACCAUUACGGGACAGAUUCGUAUCGCUUCGCGAUGUUCUACAAAGUUAUUUUUACUAUAUAGCGGAAUUUGGAGGAACAACUCGUCUCUUUGUAUUGACAGUAAUGCAUUCUGCUAAAACGCCCAAUUAAACCCCAACUACAAAGUUGUUCAACAAGUGAUUUGAUGAUCUGGGCCCACUAAUCCUUCAGCAUGGAAACCGCUGUAAAGCUCGAACAACCUUUGUCAUCCCAGCCGGAAGCGUGCUGGAUCUGCGAGCUGCCGGCGCCCGACUUACACGACCUAACCGCCAACCGAAAUGCCCAUCUGGCCGAGAAGCUGGCGUCGUUGACCAAGGGAGAUCUCAACCGGGAGCAUCGACGAAGUCUUUGCGCCGAUUGCACCGUGAAACUGAACGAUGCGUACCGGUUUGUCCAGCGAUGCGUUGAAGCUGAACGACGACUUGGUGGCGAUCCGGAGGUGAAGGUUGAACAGGAAGAGGAUCACUUUGUGGAGUGUAUGGUGGAAAUCAAACCGGAAGAGGGGGAGGAACUGCUGGAAGCGAAGCUAGAUGGUGAGCAGGAAGAUGCGAGCGCGCAAUCGGAGGGUUUCAGCGACGAGGGGGAGGAUUCUGAUUUUGAAGUCGAGGAGGAGGAGCCUAGAAGAAGGGGAUCGAGGAAACGCGAACCGAAGUCCAAAACGUUUCAGUGCGAAACGUGCGACGCCACGUUCGACGUGCGGAAAGACCUGCACCAGCACAUCAAGACGCACGGCAAGCGGCGGUUCCCGUGCAAGCUGUGCGACCGUAUCUUCGUGCGGAAGGCCACCCUGCAGGACCACAUGAACAAGCACGAGGGAGUCAGGAAGUACAACUGCGACAAGUGCGGCAAGACCUUCACGCAGCGGGCAAAUUUGAUCCGGCACGUGAAGAAUAUCCACCUCAACGAGAAGGGCUUCCCGUGCAGCUACUGCGCCAAGCAGUUUGCCUCCAAGAACAACCUCGAGGUGCACGAGCUGACCCACAUCACGGUGAAGAACUUUGCGUGUGAUCAGUGCCCGCGAGCGUUCAAAACCGAGGCCCUGCUGAAGCGCCACCGGAUCGUCCAGCACUUUCCGGAAGAGCAGAGUGGCACGGCGGCCGCCGCCGGCGCCUCCGAUGAAAAGGGAGCGAAGAAUCUGCCGCAGUCGCGAGUAACGGACACGAGGGAGUGUGAAAUCUGCCACCAGGAGCUGUCGAGCUAUGCGGCGCUUCGUACGCACAUGCUGCGCCACUCGGAGCCGGUCUUUAUGUGCAGCGCGUGCGGGAAACGGUGCACGACGAAGAACUUGUUGAAGUUGCACAUGCGAAGUCACUCGGACGAGCGCCCGUUCGCUUGCGACGUCUGUCCCGGCAAGUUCAAGUGGGAAAAGACCCUGCAGGAGCACAAGCUGAUUCACACCAAGGAGAAGCCGUUCCAGUGUGACAUUUGCGAGAAGUGGUUCCGCACGAAAACGCUGCUGAGAAACCACAAAUUUCUUCACACCGGGUUGCGGCCGCACGUGUGCGUUAUUUGCAACAAGGACUUCCGGUGGCGCUUCAAUCUUAACCUGCACAUGAAGGUGCAUCAGGGAAGGAAGCCGGAUGGGGCCGGGGCAGAGGAAGCCAGCCCAGCAACGUAGAGUUACGAAUAAAAGUUUGAGCGCGAAAACAA
Molecule: messenger RNA, 2063 nt
Organism: Culex pipiens pallens (northern house mosquito)
Lineage: Eukaryota; Metazoa; Arthropoda; Insecta; Diptera; Culicidae
Product: gastrula zinc finger protein XlCGF26.1-like
Exons: 2
Coding region: 586-2031 (481 amino acids)
Cellular component (GO): nucleus
Molecular function (GO): zinc ion binding
Source: RefSeq, a predicted model, not a curated record